CUUCAUCUCAUUGACCGUGACCCAGCCACGGACGGCUUUGGUGAGUCGCGCACGCCUUCCUCUCGAUCCAAUGCCAUUCGGGUACUCACUAUCCUCAAGCGACACUCAAUAUUCCCUCCUGCUCCUCUCAGGCGCGUCACUUAUCGUGGGCUUGCACAUCGCUCGAUCCUUGAACUCCGGGCCGCCGACACGGCAUCCUCCUGGACCACGUCCUCAUCCGCUCGUCGGCCAUACGCUUCAAGUACCGACCAUACAGACAUGGAAGUACUUCGAAAAACUUUAUCAUCAAUAUGGGCCCAUCGUUCGACUAUCCUUAGCCGGAGACAAUGUAGUUGUAUUGAGUGAUCCCAGAGAUGCUGAAGAGCUGCUGGGACGUCGCUCGCACAACUAUUCCUCGCGCCCACAACUCAUCUAUGCAGGCAAGUACCAGUCGAAUAAUCAGCGGAUGGUGCUUUUGCCGUACGGCGAGGUGCUCAAACGGCAAAGAUCCGCCUUUCACCAGAUGCUCCAGCCACGCGUCGUCGGCGCCUACGAAGGCAUGCAAGAAACAGAAUCCCUUCAGCUUCUCCACGAUCUUGUCUCGUCGCCGGAAGACGCGUUCAAGCACUGCGGUCGCUUUGCCGCGUCCCUCGUAUUCACGCUGAGCUACGGCGAACGACUCAAGUCCGACGGGAAGGAUCUGGAUGCUGUCCAGUCCGUUCUUCGGGGGUUCGUCAAAGACACCUAUCCUGGCUCACACCUCGUGGACACCUUUCCCGUCCUCGACCUCUUACCGGACUGGCUCGCACCCUGGAGAUCCGAAGCGCGGAGAAAACAUGACUUUGAGGUCGAGCUGUAUACCCGUCUGUCAGGCGAAGUCAAGGUCCGCAUGCAUGGAGAUAUUGAAACGGAGUGCUUCGCUGCCCGUCUAUGGGAACAGCAGGAGAAGAUGAAACUUUCUGCCGAGGAGCUAUCUUACGUCGCCGGCUCUGCGUUCGAGGCUGGUACGGACACGACGACGGGCACAGUCCUCUGGUUUCUCAUGGCGGCCUUGCUCUUCCCCGAAACGGUCAAGAGAGCCCAAGCCGAGAUUGACUCCGCAGUCGACGAAGAUACCGUGCCUGGAUUCGCGGUUUUCCGAGAACUUCCGUACUGUGCUGCGUUCGUAAAGGAGCUUUUCAGAUGGGCGCCCGCAGCGCCUGGCGGCUUCCCGCAUGUCGCAGAUGCGGAUGACGAGUAUCAAGGCUUCGAGAUACGCAAAGGCACGAUGGUUAUUCCAUGUAUCUGGAAUAUGCAUCACAAUGAAAAGGAGUUCCCGGAAUCAUACACCUUCGAUCCAUCGCGAUUUCUGAGCUCAGACCCCGCGACUCAGGAGGAGCAUGUGUUUGAUCUCACUGAGGGGCACUACGGGUUUGGAUUCGGAAGGCGAGUGUGUCCUGGCAAAUACAUGGCAACCAAGACGAUCUGGAUCGCAGUCGUGCGCAUCCUCUGGGCCUUCAAUCUUGAGUUGCCUGAGAACGUAGAUAUGCCCAAACCAGAGUGCUGCACUUCGGGGAUGACAUCGAAACCCCUCGAUUUUCCAAUCCGCAUCACAGCGAGAAGCGCGGCGAGGUUGGUGGCUAUAAGACGGGAGUUUCUCGCGGCCGUUCAGAAUUGAUGGUUUCGAGGAGGAUCUAUCUAUAUCUGUCUUUGACAAGACAAGUAGUAUAAUUCUUGAAUCCUAUCUCUGAUCUCUUUAUUCUUGGUAUCAUCGGAAUUCAUACAUGGAACUUUUACUCACGAGUCUGACUCAAACGCGAUGCCGAUCCAAGCUCCUCAACCGCACGCGCCAGUUGGUGAUGGACAGAGUGAGGAAGCAGCGAAGCUGGUCGUCGAAUGAUGCAAUCAAGUGGUGGAUAUCUGGACCAAAGGAACUGUUCCUACUUAUAGCCUUGCGUCAUGAUUGUAAGUGCAUAGCUGCUCCUUGGCUAGUC
Mycena citricolor is the source of this 1952-nucleotide messenger RNA. The record is from the annotation of a GenBank genome assembly. NCBI's taxonomy places the organism in Eukaryota, Fungi, Basidiomycota, Agaricomycetes, Agaricales, Mycenaceae.